This is a messenger RNA of Sparassis crispa, 3909 nucleotides long. RefSeq lists its product as hypothetical. The record is from RefSeq and is a predicted model, not a curated record. NCBI's taxonomy places the organism in Eukaryota, Fungi, Basidiomycota, Agaricomycetes, Polyporales, Sparassidaceae. Gene Ontology annotation, biological process: phosphorelay signal transduction system. The coding region runs from base 1 to 3909 and encodes 1302 amino acids. The transcript has 8 exons.
AUGUCUGGUGCGAGAUUGCCCACCGUACGCCUGCCGACUGUCGUUGCAGGCCAAGGAGUCGACGAGGAACGUCUGGGUCAGGAUUCGGCUGUGGUGGAGCUACCUCCCUCAAAGUUUGGUAUCUCGCUUAGUUCAUCAGAAGGGGAGACUGAUGUAUCGGAGGAAGAGUUCAAUCCACCCGCCAGGAGGGCUCCGAGAUCGGGAGAGGGCGACGACUCGGAGUUCGUAACCCCCACGAAACACCUGAACUCGGACCAGAACCCACUGGAUCGACCUCUUCUGUCAUUGCAGAAUCCACGAAGAACCCCCUCUGGUGAUAAAUCGCCGCCGACCAUCAUUGAGCUGCCGCCGGAAUAUGGCCACUUCCACGAACUUUCGCUGGAGCUCGCCGAUUCCGUCCAAAUGGUAAUCCAGACUUUGCUUCAACUUUCACCACCGCAGGUCCUGGACCCAGUGAAGGAGCAAUUCUCCGCGUGUUCCCUAUCUAUCCCCACACCUUCCAUUUCUGCCAUGUUUACGUCUAUGAAAAAUCUGAAUUACAUGUCUGCAAACAUGUCUACCCUUAGCCUCGACUCUUUUGCGCAGAACACUCCAGAAGGGAUCAAGACACUACAACCACAACCAUCCGUGGUGUGGACUGACUUUGACGUCGGAGAGAUGCUGCAAAGCGUAGGAGAUGCAUUGAGCGGUGUUGCAGCCCAAAGUGGGGUGGACCUCGUUUUGUUUCACCAUGAUUUAGGCCUGAAGCACGUCGCUGUGAGAGGGGACGAGAGCGGAAUCUCGUAUACAUUAUCGCAUGUCAUUCGUCAGAUAAUUGGCACUGCAUCUCGUGGGGAUGCCAUUGAGAUUGGUUUGUUCGUCGAGGGGACGCAGUCCGUGACAACGCCUUCGCCAAAUACUGACGACGAUCCCGCCGCUGAUUCGUCUGUCAGCCCAGCCCCAUCCCCCAUGUCUGACCCUGCAGGGCCUCUGCGGUGCAAAUUCCACAUAGCCCACAGAUUUUCUGCGACGGAGGUCGAAGAGGUCGACUCGCCCGAGACUUCUGCGUCGUCGUCGCUCCCGUUUAUGCGGCCCGAACCUUCUUUCAGUAGUCUUCUCCUACGACGGUUACUUCGGCACGUCAAUGCAUCUCUGGAGACAGACGUCCACACGAAGCACCCAUUUCCAGGACGCCCAUAUGAGCUGACGAUGACAUUGGAGCGUGGUUUGCCUUCCGUCGUCGAUCCAGUUGUGAAUCUCCCGCCGGAGGAUGCGGCUUCACUGGGAUAUCCAGAUUUCCGGAUUGCUCAAGAACCCACUCUCGAGCAGUUGAAUCAAUUCGCGGAGUCUAUGAGAGGCAAGAAGGCGACACUUUUCGCCAAUCCUGACGGAUCCUUUGCCCAUCAUCUCACGAGUUACUUGACUGCAUGGGGCUUGGAUGUUAGUCAUAUGCCCGCCGAUUCACAGACGGGAGGUUCGUCUGAGCCAGCAGAGAGGAGUCCGGAGGUGGCGAUGAGUUCUGUCCUGGUGCGGGAAGACAUCCCGAGUCUAGGGCUGUCGGAGCAGGUGCCGACUGUGCCAUCGUACUCUGGUGGUACACCGACGACCGCUAAUAGUCUGUCGUUCAUUCUGAUUGAUGAUGACGUUGCAGUUCUGCAUAGCAGACUACAAACACUCAAAGCCGAGCUCGCGUAUCCUUUGACUAUCAAUCCGCGAAAACGCCCUUCUCUGGCGGCAAAUCAUCGACCACGUUCAUCGCCUCAGGUUGCUCGGGUCAUGGGCUUAACUUCGGCGACAGUACCAGCUGCUUCACAAGUUGUGGUCGUUCAUUUCACCUCGCUAUCAAACUUCAAGCUGGUCAAGGACGCUAUCCAGUCUGUCCUUGCGCCCGGCAGCAAUACUUCAUCUCGCGUCCCAGAAGUCAUUGUGAUUCCCAAGCCCGCCGGCCCUCGUCGCGUGCUCACGGCUCUGCACACGGCUUUCACGAAACCCAUUGUCGAUCCUUAUUUUGCCCCCAUCGCGACAUCCCCUAUCAGUCCAGGGUUCCACUCUCCUUUCUUCAACAUGGACCUGCCCAAGUCACCAGGUGGACGGUCGACCGCCAGUAUGCGCACCGCGUCCGACAGGACGGCUAGGUCGCCGAAGGAGACCUUUGGAGACACAUCCAGCGCUACGUCUUCGUCUCCCCGAGGCGUCCCCGAUGGCAUGGAAUAUUUUUCAGAUGCGGCUGCGAAGCUGGGAACUUCGCCAGCCUCGGGGCUCAUCAUUCAGAGUCCCGAUGGACAGCCUACCGGAAUCUUUUUCCAACCUAAAGCCAAGGGUGCACGAAAUGUACCCAGUCUCAACGCUGAGCGCGAGCGCGGCCAAUAUGUACAAUCCAGCCAGCGCACGAGAGGCGGUUCUUUCCGGCGCGGUUCAGGUGGCGACGAGACUGCGAUCAAGAUGGGGGCGCUGACGAUGACGCCGCAAGAGAUCGUUCGACGCAGCCCCCGAAAUGCUAUCAAUGUUGAUAUCUCUGAUCGCCAGACAUCUGACGCGGCAGCGGGGGCGCGCCGGUGGCCACCUGCUGUGGGCGAAGAUCCUCCUCCGCUCAGUAUCGGACAAAGUAGCGCUGGUCCAAGUUCGGGUGUGCCCACGCUGGAUGAGCAGUCCAGGUCGCAGACUGUCCCACGGGUGCCGACCAGGAAGGCGACUGCGCCGGAUCCUCCAACAUCGCCAUUGCGUUCGCCAACCACGCCCACCACACGUCGAGGCGCUCGACGGCCCGCAGUGGAGGCCAUUGUGUCUGCUCCCGCUGUUGUACAGAAGAAGGGCAAUAGAUAUGCGGAUGGUUCUAUUGUCCCGCCGAUCAGCGUGCUCAUCGUCGAAGAUAACCCCAUCAACCAGACUAUUCUGUCCACAUUCAUGACGAGGAAGGGUAUCAAGUAUGAUGUUGCGAAGAACGGAGAGGAAGCCGUGCAGAAGUGGCGAUCCGGCGGAUUCCACCUCAUUCUGAUGGACAUCCAAAUGCCUGUCAUGGACGGUAUUCAGGCGACCAAGGAGAUCAGGCGCAUAGAGAAGUUAAACGGGGCGCCAGGCUUCCCAUCCACGCCGCAGUCUGAGGGCCAGCAGACACCCUCGGAUACUUCCACGACAGAUCGGUCGGCUCUGACGCCUCCUUACAGGUCUUCCGUAAUCAUCGUAGCAUUGACCGCCUCCUCGCUGCAGACGGAUCGUGUGGCAGCCCUUGCUGCGGGAUGCAACGACUUCCUGACGAAGCCCGUGUCCCUCCACUGGCUGAACAGCAAGAUCAUCGAGUGGGGGUCGAUCAAGGCGUUGCAAAUGUGGGCGGACAUCCGUCCGGACGUGGUGAAGAGUAUUUCUACGGGCCAGGCGGCGCAGGCGCAGAAUGUCGCGCGGCGGCUGCAUGUGCCUGAGGGACGAUCGACGCCGUCUCGGAGUCGUUCACCCUCAACUACGGCGAUUUUUUCGCGGAAGCAGGGGUCUUCUGUGGAGCUGCCGCCCAUGGACCGCGACAAGACGAUCACGCCGAACACUCCGCUCCACGAAGAAUCGUUGGGGGUGUCCUCGCGCUCGUCGCCCGAAUCUGCGAACGUCCACCCUCCGUUCUUCUCUCAAAAACGAACCCUCGUGCAGCCUGUUACGACCUUGGAAACUGCGACGGCCGGACAACCUCAGACGCCUGCCCAGGCCUACCAGUCUGCCGGUGGCGAGUUACCGUCUGCAGAUGACGAGCCAUCUCUUGCGCCGUCGCCGUCGCCUGGAGACCGUACGACAGAUGUUGUGGCAGCAUCUCGAGACCUUGACAAAUUCAGCGAUGCCGAGAGCAUGUCUGAAUCUGUCGGUGCAACACCUCCCACAGAUGUUCCCCCGAGUUCGGGCGACGACAGCCAGGCGCCUCCGCCUCCGACGCCGCCGCUACCGCAAUGA